GCAUUGAUACGCCGAGCGCACAAGCUGUGGGUGAAUGGGAUGGAAGAAGAGUUCUUGUUUUGUAUAUCAGUUUCUGUCUUUUUAUGUAUUUUUGGUUAAAAAUCAAGCGAACAAAGCGAAGAUUCUUUCUAUUACACUGAACAAAACUUUAAGGCGCUAAAGGGAGUAAAUUCAUCCGCGGGGUAGUGUUGUACUGGUGAAAUGCUCGGCUAUUUGUAGAUAUAUAUUUAAAUAAUUGGUGAGUGUGUGUAAGUGUAUGAAGAUCGGGGUUUGACUGCUGGAGGAGUGUGUACAAGGCUCCACCCCCCACUCUGCCAGUUGGAUGGUGUUCAAGACGGCAGACGUUGGGAAGGCAGCUGUGUUGGGUUUUUGGAAGAAGAGAUCGAUGAUGGAACUGCAGAAUUUACAGGAAGCACUCAAAGUGGAAAUCCAGAUCCAUCAGAAACUCGUGAGCCAGAUGAAGCAAGAUCCACAGAAUGCAGAUCUGAAGCUGCAGCUCCGUGACCUGCAGGCCAAGAUCACAGCGCUGAGUGAGCGGCAGAAAAAGGUGGUGGAGCAGUUAAGGAGAGAUCUACUGGUGAAACAGGAAGAUAUGAAGCUACAGACACUACAAGCCGAUGGGCAAACGUCUACCUUGCUCAUCACACAGACACAGACGCCUCUGCCUGCUGCCAGCCUCACUACUCCACAGAGCUCUGUGGUCCCUGUCAUUGCUUCAAAGACUCUACCUCUGGUGCUGAGAGCGGCCACAUCCACCUCACCUAUCAUCAUGACACCAGCACCUACUUUCACCGUGGUCACAACCCUCGGCAGCACACUCCUGGCAAGCCCUCCUAGCUCAGACCCUCAGAAGUCCCCAGUAAACUUCCAGCCGGUCAUCCAAACGACCAAUCAGGGAGCAGAGCCGGUGCGGGUCUUACCCAAUAGCACCGUUGUUGUGCAAGCUGCCUCCCAACCAAUCAAAGUUCCUCAGUUUGUCCCACCAAUCAGACAGACAACACGACCAGCCACUCUACCGCAGGUCAGGCCAAAACCUCCAGCAUCUUUGUCUCCAGCUGCUGGUCAGGUUUCUGUGCACACCUUACAGUCCCCGGUGUUACUGAGCACAGCCCUUCCUUCCUCUGGUCACGUCCAGCAGAUGCGCAUCCUCAAUGGCCUGCCCUUCCCCAACAGCUCUAGCAGCACAAGCAUCCUGAUCUCCCCAUCUAUACACACGCUACCGUCUGCGCAGACACACACACAGCAGUUACCUCACAAAAGCCCAAGCUCUGACAACACGAUAUGCGCAGUGGAAUAUGGGACAGAGCCAAAGACUUCAUUGCUCAUCUCUCCAGACACACCUACACACACUUCACCUCCACUGUCUUUAGAUGCACCAUCUUCACCUGCCCCCACCAACACACACACGCCUUCCUCCAAACAUCAGGAGAGCCCACUGAAACUGGCCUUCAUGUUGUCUCUGGGACUGGUCACGCGCGACUAUUUAGAAGAGAUUCAAAGCAGGCGUCAGGAACGCAAAAGACGAACAACAGCAAAUCCAAUAUAUAGCGGAGCCAUGUUUGAACCAGAGCGGAAGAAGAGCUCAAUGUCGUAUCUGAGCUCCAUAAACCAGUCCAGCAGGAAGAGAGCCAAUGAGGACAGCUUGUCAGAGGUCGCCUUUCUAAAAACUGCAGUAUUGUGGAGCGGGGGGCCCCUCCCCCCAACCACCAGCAGCCAUCAUUCUGCCUCCCCAGACCUUCAGCGGCCCACCGCGGGCAGCCCAUUCUCCCCUGCCCUUUCACUCACCCUUCCAUCACAUUCACCCUCACCCAGCCCCAGCUCAGCAGGGGAUAUUUUGCAGAAUGAAGAUGCCAUUGAGUGGCCAGGGACUCUUGCUAUUGUCCAUUCCUACAUCUCCUAUAAAGCAGCUAAAGAAGGAGAGAAAGAUCGUCUGAAGAGAUGGAGCACAGAGCUGCGGCAGGAGAGAGAGACGCUGGAGCACAGAAUCGGACAACUCAGCAACUCUAUAACAAAAUGUAUGGACAGCAAGAACAGCGUAUUGGCCCAGCAGGGAGAGAUGGAGGCUUCGCUUGAGAAGAUGAGAGGGCUGGUGCGUCUGAUCAGAGGGAUCCAGUUCUCUCCCUUCGUCUGUCCCGGGGCCAUGGCUAACGGAGAAACGUCCCACAACGGAGCUUCCAAACCCAGCAGCUCCAGUGCGGUCACCACAGACACAAACAACAACACAAAUGCCCCAACAAGCUCCUCAGAAGCGACGGUGAUCAUUAGCACCCUCACAAACACGAGCGAUACCUUAAAGCAGAUCGCCAUGAACCACAACCCAGAGGCUGCAGGUGUGAAGAGCAAUGAGGCCAGUGAGGAGAGCGCACAAAAUAACAGCACGUCCAGAAUCAAGAGCCAACCCACGAAUGCAAACGCUGCAGCCUUCAGCAAUAACAGCAGCAACCAGGCACUUCUCGGUACCAACGGAACCGUGUCCACAGGAGAGGAGAAUACAAAAAAACACAAAAACAACAGCGACCUCAGCGGCGUCCCACAGGCCCUCCUCGGCUCAAUCGUACCCCUUACAGAAGUGACUGAGGGGGUGAAAUAGCAUCGACUACCCCGCCGCAGUUGGGGCCUAAAGCGUGCCAGUUAGCAGUGUUGUUGAUUCGUGUUGUUGUUUCAUCUCUUGUAUCUAUGAGGGAAAGAAAAUCCAUAGUGCCAUUUACUACAUGCAGGAAGGAGGUUCCUAAAGUACCAGCAAUGUGUAUGCUCACGUGUGCACACCGAAAAGAUUUCUACAAAGAAUAAUGAUAUAGAAAAGAGUAAUAAAAUUUAAAGAUAUCACACCAUUGUGUGCCUGAUACAGUUGCCAUAGCACCUCUGAGUGGGAACGCUUCUGAAGGCUGGAUCGGGGUGAAGGUCUCGUCCUGCUAGAUGAGUAGUGCAGCUUCCUAUCAGGUCCUGUAGCUCAGAUCUAAGACAUAAGAUACGACGUGUUGAGGAGUUCAGCGUCCGUUUUGUCUGUGAAACACUACCGAGGUGCAGUUGUUUCGUCUAGUUUUCAGUUGUUGUGUCUCCAGGACGUAAACUUGGAGCGCAAACACAGGUUCUUUAUCACACACUGACAGAAAUACAGGUCUUCCAGGCGUUCUUCUGGAGGUUUGACUAGUAUCAUUUGCAUUUGUCUAUCUUGUGGUGUUUUUAAAAACCGAGAAAAUAACAUUUCUGUAAAUAUGUUUUGCUAUUUUUUACACAUUAUUUAUAAUUUUACGAUAAUAUUCCGUAGUUCAGUUCUGCCAAAUAAUGGAUGCCACAGGGAACUCUUCUUUUCGAUUACUCUGAGCAUUAAAUAGAUAUUUAAGAGUAGUAGUGUAGUAUUUGUAGUGUCAGUCCUGAAGUGUCUGUGAGGUAAAUUCUGACCAUGCCUUAUCUACUAAACAGAUGUGAUUUACUGAGAGCGCGGUUCAAGCGGCAUCACAGAAGGGAAUGAUCUGAGAUGUCUCUCACAUCACUCUCGCUCCAUUUCCACAUCCAGAGGAUUUUUUUAUUUCCCCAAAACUGUAGCAGGGGUCUCAUGCCUUGUCCAACAACUUGGGAGGAAUCAUGCAGUCAGAAAUAUCCCAUGAAACCGCUAUGCCAGUAACGUUUUGCUUAUGGGCCAAUUUAAGGGCUUCUGUUCUGUAUCGUUUUAACACACUUUACUACACUGUUCACUGUAAACCUGUCCAAAAGCACAACACGGCAGACGUUAUGCGUGCCUAGCGCAACUACUUCUACCAGUGUCUCCUCUGUUAGCGCUUUAUUUACCGUAUCGGAGCUCUCUCACCGCUGUGUAUUUCAGUGUGUGACUGCACACAAACAAGCACAGACAAACACACCAGACCAGUUUAACACCUGUGCCAAAAUGACACUUCCAUGGUGUUAAAAAAAAAAACCAAGCACAAGAAAUAAUCCAGAAACACGGUGGUGUCAAACGCUUUUGAUAAAAGACAGAAAAAUCUACAGUGUUUAUUAUAUCUUCAUUUGAGGUUUGUGAGUGUUUUCAAUGCUAAACAUGCAGCUCUGGCCUGCUGUAGCCUCUGUGUAUUGGUUGCCUUAAGUUCUAUAGACUAUGUUAGGCUGUUUCAUCGUAGUGUUAUGACUUGUCGGUGUCCUAGAGUCAGUUGUCAGCGAAAUGAGUGCGUAUUUUUCCCUUUUCGGAAACAGAAUCUACUUUAUCAUCUAGUGUGUGAUCAUUCAGGUUGUGUUAGUGAGGACGGUGCCUGCGCUGCCUAUAGUGAAUCUGACCACUACACAUAAGAAUACACUUUAAAGUGCUUGAGUCUUAUAUCAAAACAUGAAAUACAUUGCUGGUAUGUUCGUUCACCUUUUUAUGAAACCGUUUAUGAAAAAACGUCCCAUCCCAGUAUGAUGAUCUGGGUAUAUCCACCCCCUCAUAUCGCAUAUGCAUUUUCAAAAAGGUUUUCAGCAAUCAGAAGCAUUCACACAUUUUGUCUGAUAGAAGCUAAUACGGAAACAUAUUUCAUCACAAUUGCGAAAAAUUCCAAAGUGGCAUGUAGAGAAGCUGCAUUCUGUUGGGUGGUUUAAUGGUAUGUCAGGUUUUCUAGUGUAUUGAAGAAAAAGAGAAGGGAUGAGAGCCCUUACAUAAAUGCUGAUCAGAUGAGACAUUAGCAAAUGUCAUCUCUCGUCCUUUAGAGCCAAGAAUCCUGAGGCCAGAUGUGUUUAGUAGGACUGACGGUGCUUCUGUGACAGAUGUACUCUGAUGAGAUAAAUAAGAAUCUACUGUGUCUCCUCAUUCAUGUUCCCUACACAUGAGAAUUGGGUAUUGUGUCCUGAAGUGUGUGAAAUCUGAUCUCCUCAGAUAUUAAUAGUGUUUACCGAGAGCUCAGCUCAGGCUUUUGUUCAUGUUUUCAAGAUGCGCAUAUUAAUGCAUAUGAAGAUUCACAUUCUUACACCUCAUGCCGUUACCUCAUUCAGGUUGAUGAAACCCUCAAGAAAAAUCAAGGCUAGAUUAAUGCAACGUGAAAACAAAUCAGUGCUUAAUCUAAUGUCCUUAAUUAUUAAUUAAGAACACAAUUUACAUCGAUUUGUUGUAUAAAAAGUGUCUAGAUUCUUUCAUAUUAGUUUUUAAAAGGGAUGUGUAUUGCUCUUUUGUUUCAUUUUACUUUUCUACAUUUUGUAUGUUUCGUUUCUUAAUCUUGUGUGUUGCCUGAUGUCUGUUUACCUUUUCUCAUAGAAGUCCAUGUGUAAGUUAUCUGAAUAUAUAACUUCAUGAAUUCUUUCUGUUGAGGAGGCUGGAUAUUACUGGAGCAUUUGAUCAAUUUGUAUUUAUUUAUUUUUACCAUUUUUGCUAAAUAAAAUUGUAAAUUAAA
This is a messenger RNA of Carassius gibelio (silver crucian carp), 5354 nucleotides long. RefSeq names its product PHD finger protein 21A. Gene Ontology annotation, cellular component: histone deacetylase complex. Lineage: Eukaryota; Metazoa; Chordata; Actinopteri; Cypriniformes; Cyprinidae. The record is from RefSeq and is a predicted model, not a curated record. Gene Ontology annotation, molecular function: chromatin binding. Bases 323 to 2590 code for a protein of 755 amino acids. The transcript has 18 exons. Gene Ontology annotation, biological process: negative regulation of transcription by RNA polymerase II.